Molecule: messenger RNA, 1667 nt
Organism: Nymphalis io (European peacock)
Lineage: Eukaryota; Metazoa; Arthropoda; Insecta; Lepidoptera; Nymphalidae
Exons: 2
Coding region: 280-1473 (397 amino acids)
Source: RefSeq, a predicted model, not a curated record
GCUAUUGGAGUUUACUGCAGUCUAAGAAAUAAGCAUAUUGAUUUAACUGUAAUAUUGUGGUAAUCGAAAGAUAGGUCCACAAGACUUGGAAUAAUAUCAUUACAAACAAAAUCUAAGUUAACCGUUUUGUCUUUAUUGGUUUAUAUGAAAGUUUUUGUAAAAAAAAAUUAAGAAUAAUAAAAUAAAUCUAUUUGAAGAGCUUAGCGAAAUAAUUAUCAAGAAAAUCAAAUAAGAAUCAAAUUACAUUACGCCAUUUGCUCAGCGAAUAUCUAGACUAAAAUGGAGGAAAUCGAAAGUGCAGUAGAACUGGAUACGGAGUCUGUGCAUUUAGUGGAAAUUACGCACUAUUUAAAUCCAUACGAUUUUUACGUUCGGCCCACAAAAUAUAAAUCCAUCAUCCAAGAGUGGGAGUCCAUGAUAACUAAAACCAAGGCGACAUCCUUGAAUGUACAGGAUUUGGUUAUAUUUAAUUUGGAUUAUUCACGUGGGGGUUGUAAAUACAUAAGAGGACGAAUUACUCGGAUUUUAAAGGUUGAUAAUAAUCUAUCGUUUGAUGUAUUUGCGAUUGAUUAUGGGUUUAAGGAAAAAUCAAUUCCGAUAGAGUAUAUAUGGGAAUGCUCACCAGAAAUGGCAAAUAUACCACCUCUGGCAUAUAAUUGUCGGCUUGCUAACUGUUACCCAAUGGAAUCUGAAGGUUUUUCGUCACAGACAAACGAUGCAUUUAAAGAAUUGGUUGGAUCGGAACCUGUUAAAAUUAAAGUGAUGGGCAAGAAACCAAAUAAGAUCCUGGUUGAUUUAAUAAAUUCUGCUGAAGAGGACAUUGCGAUACUGCUAGCUAUCGACGGAUAUGCAACAAUAGGUCACUCAAUUGAAGAAAUGGCUAAGAAUCCUGUCAUACUUGGCAAAAGAGUUUUUUUUGAUUUUAAAGAGCUUACGAUUGGUGAAACACUUCAUGUGAGGGUCCAAUCAGGGGAUUCACUGAAUGCAUUCUAUGUUGCCCGAGUUAUCGACUAUGAUAAAUAUCUUAGAGAAAUUGAUAUCAUAUCAUUUUUCGCAGGAAGAGAAGCUUCUGUUUUGCCGCAGCACUUGGUAGAAGGAAAAUUAGUGUGCGUGAAAGUUGAUAGCGAAAAUAAAUAUGAAAGGGCUUUUAUCAAAGAAGUUACAAAGCCAAAAGAAAGAGCUAUCGUUCACCUCGUGGAUUGGGGAGUAGAUGAGGAAUUUCAUGUUGAAAAAAUGAAUUAUAUGCACCCAUAUUGCUUGAGGGCACCAGUCCUUGCGAUUUUUUGCCAAUCUGCAGAGAAUCAAGCAUGGGAUAACGGACUGGAGCGCUUUUUAUCUCCCGGAUAUGAAUUCAAUAUAACAAUUAAAAGUCUAGGACAACAUUUCAAAUAUCCUAAUAAAGUUGAUAUUUCCGUCUUGUCUAAUGAUGAUGACGAGGCCAUAGCCUUACCGGAUGUCGUCCUUGAUGAGUAAAAUUAUUUGUCACUAUCUUAUUAAAUUAUAAUAAAGUCUUACAAUGUUAUAAUUAAGCCAAUACAGAAUAUUGUUACGCAAAUUAAUACAUGUAGUUAAUCAUAAUGUUAAGGUUAUAUAACCUUCAAGUAUUUAACUAUAUUUAUAGUGUAAGUUUCAUAAUGUAUCUGCAAUAUCAAUAAUACUCAUAUAUA